Orbicella faveolata is the source of this 3309-nucleotide messenger RNA. RefSeq lists its product as uncharacterized. Lineage: Eukaryota; Metazoa; Cnidaria; Anthozoa; Scleractinia; Merulinidae. The record is from RefSeq and is a predicted model, not a curated record.
AUCUUGCUGUCUUACUUUUAUCAGCCCUUUUCGGUUUUAACGGAGGCUAAGAAGGAAGACGAGGCCAAAAGAGCAACUCUGUUAAAUUUCUACAAGGAUACUGAGGCUUGUUUGAACAACCUGGAUGAUAAGUUCAGAUCUAUCUUAGAGCUGAUUACAGGAAAACUGAAAGACAAAAUUGCUUUGCACAAACACAGCCUGGAAAAGAAGGAAUACGUCGUACUCGUUGCAGGUGAGACAAGUUCUGGAAAAAGCACCUUGCUGAAUUUGAUUCUUGGAGAGGAAAUUCUUCCUCACUCUGUUCUCAGCACAACUUCUACUAUUUGUGAGCUGAAAUACGGAGCAACGCCCAAAUUAGUGGCGCACUUGAAAGAGAAAAAUCCACAAACAGGACUUGCUGAGAAGACUGUGUGGCUUGGUCAGCCAAUGAAGGCCUCUCAACAAAGCUAUCUUGAACAAAUCUCUUCCUUUGUGCACCAAAAGAGUGAACGGGAGAAAGGGUCGGAUUACAAAAAGAUAGAAGUCUUUUGGCCCCACAGCUUGCUAAAGCAAGGAAUCGUUUUAGUGGACAGUCCUGGUAUUGGUGAGUCACAGAUUAUGGACGACAUGGUCAAAGAGUACCUCCCAGAGGCUUUUGCUUUCAUCUACGUGAUUAACAGCACGAACGCUGGAGGAAUUCAGCCAGACAGGGUAGAAAGACUGCUGGAGCUCACUAAAAAGAUAUCUCUUGACCAACAAACGGAAUUCUCACCCACUCGUGCUCUGUUUGUGUGCAAUAAGUGGGACUGUAUUGCGCCUACAGAGGCCGAUGCUGUUAAGAAUCACAUCAUUAAGAAACUCAAACGGUGCUGGCCCAGUUUAAACCCAGAUUCCCAGAUCAUUCACAUGUCAUCGAGGAUUGCCAUGCAUGCGCAGGGAUAUGGAUUCAUCACCGAAGAAUUUGUCAGCCUGAUGAGUGGUAUCAAAUCCAUGGUUUUGAAGAGUAUUGAAGCAAGGCUGCACACGCAGUGGAGAUGGCUUGACUACCUCCUUUCACGAAUAGCUUAUGUCACGAGAGCUUUCAUUCGUAAUUCUCACUGUGAUCGCACAAAAGUUACUGAGAGAUUGAAGCUUAUCACGGAACGCCUCGCGAUGAUUGAAAAACAACAAGGUUCAGUUGCCAAGGAGCUGCAAGAUUAUCUGGAGAACAAGAUUGACAACGCUGUCAGUUUACUGUCCAAGAACCUCAAGUCUCCUGAUGUUGUUGGGCAAUUUACUUCAUGGACGUUGGAUGAUGUUCCAGACGCUGAGGAAAGUUGGGUGAUGACCAACCAUUACAUUCAAAAGGCAUUCAGGAAGCGACUCCAGGACGUGAUCGCCUCGUGGGAAGAAGACCACCAUGUUUUUGCCGAUGCUCGCACUUCUCUGGUCAAGUACUUUCAACAGCGAUUUAGCUAUGUUGAGGGACAACUUCGAUAUCUGGAGAGCUCUGUCGUAAACUUCGUAGCAGAUGAAGCAGCUAUUUCAGAAACUGGUUUCCAGUCUCCUGACAACUUUAGCGCGGCCGAAAAAGUUAUCGUUGGUGUCACAAGCCCAUUUUGGGUUCCAAUCGGCCUGAUUGCCUUGAUAGUCAGUGCUCCUAUAGUUGGUGCGAAAGCCCUCAUGAAGAAGCGGGAAAAUUGGAAAAAGAUGAAAAAGUACCAAGAAGACAAAUGUGGCUUUCUGGCAAAGGCCUCCAAAGAAUUCCUACGUGAGGCAACUGAAGAUAGGUCUCUGCGGUCGUACGUGAUGGAACAACUUAAAGAGUGUCAAGUGUAUCUCAGGCAAGUUGUAGCUCGUAUCCCUGAGCUCAUCGAGGCUGACAAAUUGCUCUGUCAACAGCUGAGAGAUGAGAUCCGCUUACAGAAAGAAAUAGAAUAUUUCUACAAACCUUUGUACCAAAGGAGUUUAGAUCUAAGGAGUAACAUGGCUUUGUUCGACAUCCAGGAAGUACGCACCAUUGAUAUCAGUUGCGACGAUUUGGAAUGGAAGGACGAUAGAAGUUCCCUCCUGGGAAGAGGUAAAUUUGCCUCUGUCUAUCGUGGAAAGCUGAAGGUGCAGAAUGGAGAGCAACCCGUGGCUUUGAAAGUCAAGCAAGAUAAGCUAAACAGCUCCAACGCAAAUGCCUUCCUAGCUGAAACAGAGACAUUAAGGAAUCUGCCUGAUUAUCCCUUCAUUCAAAAGUUUUAUGGUGCAGCACUGCUUAAGGAAGGGAAAGAAGUGAGGGGGAUCCUGGUGCUGGAACUUUGCAAAGAAAACUUGAGGAGACACAUUUUCCUGAAUCCUGAAAACAUAUGUAGGAUAUCCACAGACCCUGCUACAAGGACCAAAGUAAUCCGAUGGGCGGGAAACAUAGCUAAUGCUUUAGAAUUCCUACACGAACAAGGAAUUUUUCACAUGAACCUCAAGCUGGAAAACGUGCUGUUAUCGCCCGAAGAUGUUGUGAAGGUGGCGGAUGUUGGUGUUGUUGGUGUUGGCGUUUCUGUUGCUUACACCGCACCGGAAGUGAUUACAUCCAGUGUGUAUGAUCGUGGCCACGUCGAUAUAUACAGCUUUAGCAUCACAAUGUGGGAGAUGUGGUACGGUAAGAGAGCCUUUUUCGACGUAAAAGAUCUGGAUGCCUCUGAAGUGGCUAAAGGAAAGAGACCCUUGCAUGUUGAAGACAACAUAAGGCCGCCAAUUGGUUGGCAACACCUGAUGGAACGGUGCUGGGAUGGAAACGCAGAAACACGGCCAACCGCUGCAAUGUGUCACAAUGAGUUAACUUUUCUCUACCGAGAAGCAGUGACAUCUAUUUGAAACAAUGUUAGCAAUAACUUAUUGCAGCUUUUUUGACAUUUUGUCUGUUUAAACAACGUCUUCAUGAGCAGUAUCUUAUGUUAGAGUAGCGUAUUUUUUUUUUGUUUCGUUUCUUUUUUCUUUUUUCUUUUUUCUUUUUGCUUUUUUCUUUUUUCUUUUUUUUUUUUCUUUUUGUUUUUUGUUUUUUGUUUUUUGUCUUGUUUUCGUUUCGGGUCACUACCUGUCGGAUUUUCAUGACUUUCAUGGUUUUCAAACCCGACUGUCAGGUGGGGAUACUGAAACACGAGGUCUGAUCAGAAAUUAUUGAGUUUUAGAUAGAAGUAAAUUAGAAAGUAUUUGCUAAAAUGUUUAAACCAAGCUUGCUCCUCAAUCUACCCAUGCUCAAAUGCUUUUUUUUCUUGUUAUAUACACGCCACGUAGUUUGAAAUUGGAGUGGCAGGCUAUUCCAGAUUUCGCCCGCACCUAAAUUGUUCGGAACUGGCUGAGAGACAA